AUGAACCACAAAAUCACGGGUCAGAUGAAGAAGCUAGAAGGAGUCAAGCACACGAUGAGCCUGACGCUGUCAAUUGCUCAACUGGCCGAGAAUUACCAAGCACCAUACUCGCACGCGUCGCUCAGAGCUCUGCGCCUAAAAGCCAUGAUCACCAUUGAAAGGUCCCGAAGAGCCGUCUCGCAGCUCAUGGACACUCUGUUUCAACCGCAGAUAGAGGCUGUCCAGCAACAGCAGAUCGCCCACGAUGAAAGACCGCAGGCGAUGGCCACAUGGAUGUCACUGAUGCUGUCAGCGCCAAACAUACCUCUGGAUCGCCGGUUGCCGAGUAAUGAGAUUGGGCAGAUUGCCAGACAAAAUGAGCGAGCAGUUGAGAUUCACAACAAGCCAGGGCUUCGACCGAAACCGAUGGAGGGCCUGGAAGUAACGGCAACCAGAUUCUCGGCCCAAGAUAUUGACAAAAGGGCCCUCGAAGAACUCCAUCUCGAUUGGCAGACUUCUGCUGAUAAUUCUACCGUGCUUGUCACGAAAGACAAAAGACCACUGAAUGAGUUCGAAGUAGAUAUGGUUGCUGGGACCAGCAUAGUUAUCCAGGCUACAUCUAACCCGGACUGGCACGUCAUGAACACACCUUUUAUGAGCUUGGGACGCAAAGCGUUGGCGCAUCGCUUGAUAGAAGAUUGGACGACAUUCGAUAUCAGGGUGUUUUCUGAUGACACAGACGGUAAUAAUCAUUUACAUCCCGAAACUCAUGUUAACGAGGUUCGAGGUGGCGACGAUGACUCAAUCUUCACAAGCUCAUCUGAUGAGUAUGUGAAUCAGUACUUAUAUUCGCCAGCCUUGGGCCUCGGAAGUGAGCUCAGAGUUCGCAGUGGGCCAUCCAAGAACAUCCACUGGCGCUUUUCGCAACCAACAGUCGAGACCCAAUGGGCCGAUCCAUGCGAGCCGUUCCGUUCCCGCGGGAGCACGGCCACCUUUACCUGA
Molecule: messenger RNA, 981 nt
Organism: Verticillium dahliae VdLs.17
Lineage: Eukaryota; Fungi; Ascomycota; Sordariomycetes; Glomerellales; Plectosphaerellaceae
Exons: 3
Coding region: 1-981 (326 amino acids)
Source: RefSeq, a predicted model, not a curated record